GAUCGCGCUGCCCUCGCGCAUAAAAUGGCUUCCAGUCGCGCCAUGAUUGAUGCUGGAAUCCUGGAUUAUUUGGUAUGAUGUUUUAUUUACACUCCAAAGAUAGAAACCUUACACACUACAGCGUAUUGAUCUAUAGAGUAAAACAUACAACGGAGAAAGGCCUCGCACCUCUUAUGUAAACAGCUCAAUGUAUCCUCUACCUAAAGAAUAAAAGCUUGUUGGUUAUUUUAGCUAAUCACACGCUAUAUGUCCCUGCGGCAAGCCGUUAGUAUGUAGUACGAUAUGGGCCCCGAGUCAAACCUUUCUGAAAUCCUCUACUUGCCCCUAUCAAAUAUGGCCGCUGCGUCAGUGCCUCUUGUGCGCAUGCCUGCGGCUAGACACGCCCCCUUCCCGCUUUGAGGGCGCGCUCCUCCUGCACCGCUCUGGUCAUUCCGUCGCCGACAUGUCCGCCAGUAGUCUGCUGGAGCCGGUAUUAUGGAGUGUUUGAUAUCUGUCCUCCGUGCUUCUUUCUAUCUCUAUCCAUCUGUGGGGCUCCGUACUCUCCGCUAUCGCCCGCUUUCUCACCCAUGACACACCGCUUGUGUGACUUUCCACCCGAUCUCCCUUCCCCCCCCAUGUGUUCUAGUCCCGCAGUGUGUUGCCCGGUUUCUCGUGUGAUUAUUAUUAUUAUACCCAUUGCUAUAUUCUAUGGCUUACUCCUACUCUUAUUUCCCUUUAUUAUUUAUUUAUGAUUUCCUUUUCCUCAAUCCUCCCAGUAUUCCCUCCUGGCUCCUCCCUCCUCCUGCUCUCCAGCUACAGCACACUUACCAGCCACACCAUCUGUGUUCAUUAUCUGCAGCACUUGGUCAUUGUCCUCCUUACAGCUCUGUUACAACAUGCAGCUCUCCACCACAGCUGGUCUUUCUGUACAUCACUCUCCUCCUAUUUGGGAGUACUGUUUGCAUGGCUGGCAAGCACCCCAUGUCCCUGCACUCUCAUUUUGCAGUGAUGGCUAAUGCCUUUUCACAUUGGCUACUAUAGAAGCUGCAGAGAUGCUCACCCUCUUUUCAGUUAGGCUGAGCAGGAAGGGACCUGUGGUUUGCAAGCCUUGGUUGCUAGUUAGCUUUCAUGUUGCAUUCUAGAGCAGAGUCUACAGCUCUUUUCAUGUAGUGUCCCAAAUAUAUUAUUCCUUCUAAUCUAUCCCUCGUAUUUCUCUUUAGUUUGUCAUUUUGUACGAUCAGUCAUUUUCUCUCACUUGCUUGGGAAUUUGUUUCUGAUUUAUUUACAACUCUUAAUGCUUACUCAAUUACACAUUGCGACUUUCACUUAGCCUCUGACAUAACCAGAUCACCUGCCUUUUCUCAUUGUUCUUUUUCUUGUAUUGUACUGAAUACUUCAAAAGAUUCCCAAAGACUCUCCACAUGUGGUUUUCAUGUAAUUUAAAUUGACAUUCUAGGUAGCAAUUGAGUUUUUAUUUGUAUUUUUUAUAUAUAAAAGUUUCCUUUAAACUUCGCUGGGAAAAAGGUGAGUUUUUAAAAAAAAAAAUUGGGGGGGUUGGGGGGGUUUGUUUUGUAGGACUCAUUGAUAUUUAGGUACUUAAGUUGUCUGUCACAUUCCACAUCCAAACUGUAACUGACAUUUCAGUUUUAGCUUAAAUAAAGUUCAUAAUUAUCUCACAUUUGCCUCUCUGCAGACCCUGUGUUAAUUUAUGCCCUGUUUUGUGAGCAAAAAAAGGACUUGCAUAGCCCAUUGCACUGCUGGGUUUUCUUCUUGUCAAAAACUAUUUAUAAUUAGCUUUUUGGUUUACAAUCAAUACCAAUCUCUGACUGAAGUAUUCUAAAUACUAUGCUCACAGUGGAUGGUUCAGCUUCUAUUGUAACCGUAUGUCCCAGGGUUUGCUUAGGUCCUUAAGCCAACCGCUUAAACAAUGGACUCGUAACAACACUGCUACUCUUUAGCGGGCAGCAGUUCCCUAGCCAGUCCCCAUGGCCCACCAACAAUCCAGGAUUUAUGUAUUAUAUAUAUUUUCAAUGGAGACAUUGACCAACCCUGGCCUGCUGCUAGGUCGUAAGGACUGGUUUUGGAACCACUGCAAUAGGGGGCUAUGCUGAUUGACCAUUAUGAAGGAAGGAGUACCCUUAUUCAGGUGGUACUAUUGCUUUUUAAUCAGGCAGUGCCCCUAAUGCUUUGCCUUUAACAACAGGAAUGGCAUGACUCUCCGUUCUGGCAGUGAUGCACUGGCUAUCAUUAUUUUAGCAUGAUGCCAAUGCGCAAAGCCUGAUGGCGGCUCUGUCAUGGAAAUUUUUUUGAGCAUUUCAUGAAGAUACUUUCUUUAUGAAGUGGUCAUAAAGACUGUUGUAACUUCAUUGAUAUUUCAACACACUGAAAAAAAUGACAAUAUAAGUGCUACUUUUAUGGUAAAGCUUCAAGUUGGCAAAAGCACUGUUGCUCCCGUCAAGUAUUUUCACUGCAAAAAGCCAUUGUCUUGCCCAUUACGAGACAAUAUCUAUGAAAGCCUGUGAUCUUGCGGGAGCCUCCCUAGGUAUCAUUAUUGUACUCUUUCACAAGGUGAUUAAUCCUGGUGGUAAGGGUCCAGCACUAACAUAGGCUCCUGAUGGAUAAAGCUGACAGUGUCCAUUAUGUAUAGCAUACCCAUGCUGCAUGCCUGGACCUCAUCACCCUGAUUGGUCCUAUCAACAUCAGGAGUAUGUAAAAGUAUGCAAUGACCCUGGAAGAUGACAGAGCCGCUUUAAAAUGACCCAACGCAAUAUAUUCCUAACAUAAUUUUAUUGUUCUAGACAAGGUAUUCCCAACCCAGUCCUCAAGUACUCCCUACCGGUCCAGGAUUUAGGGAUUACCCUGUUGUCUAAAGUGUAUUUUAAUUUUUAUUCGAAAAACACCUUAGGUACACACAACUGGGUACUUGGGGACUGGGUUGGGAACCACUGUUCUAAACCAUGUGAAAAGUGGGACAGUCAUCGUAAAGUUCACUGAGAGCAACAACUAAUGAUGUGAUCUAUUUAAAAACACUGACCGUAAUUCACAAUAGUUAGUAUUGUGUAUUUCCAAUAUCCACUUACCCAUACUGCAAUAUAUACUGACUCCUCUCUUAUAUUCAUGAUCAUGAUUCAGCAUAACUGCAAUGUUUUUAACUGCAAGUGCACAUGGCACCCAAACUUUUUUUUUGGAUGAAUUGGCUUGGAUGCCUAUAGUGUUCCCUUAAGGGUAACUCCAUACACCAUGACCAGUUUAGGGUUUUCAUGUAGUCGUGGUACCUGGAGUCCUCAUAUGCAGUGUUUCACUGUGAAUUGUUGCACAUUCCGUGUUUAACCCCUUUGCUGCUGGAGGUAUAACUUGACCUCUGGCAGUGUCAUUGGGGUGUCACAAUUCAGCCCUGGCUAAUCUCAAUUAUGUGCAGAUUGGCCCAGCCAACAGUUAGGAGGAUUUGACUGAUGGAAGAAAUUGUUCUCUGCACUAAAACAGAGAAGCUGUUUUCUUACUCGAUUUAAAACCUGUGCGUGGUCGACAAUAUUUCUAUGCUGGGGUUUGUACUUUUGUUUUAGAGUUUUGCUCAGCACAGCAAAGUAGCUCUGCUGCUAUGAAUUUUGAGAUUUGGUUACUAUUGCAUUCUUGCUGGGCACAAGUUCUGAUAUCAAGCAGUCAAGAGCAAAACUGUAUAGUGUAGCUUAGUGGCAUGUGGCUGUUCUUUGUUACCCAUUAUAUCCUAAAUUAUAGUUCAAUACGAGACACAUUCAUCCUUGUAGUCUUCUGUCUGCCUCUAUCUCCUUUGUCUGCUUAAUUUCCUUAUUCAAGAGUAGGGUUAGGCAGCAUUUGACACUCAGGGUAUUGUGGACUACAUCUCUGUUGAUACUUUGACAGCAUUGUGGGGAGAUGUAAUCCGCAACAUCUGGAGUGUCAGAGGUUGCCUCUUCUAGAAGACUUAAUUUUCACCACAUUGAUUCCUCUUCCAGAUUUGUAUGCUCUUUUGUGAUAGUGUAAAUCUAAUACAGUAUAAACACUGCUUGCAUUUACUCAUUUUACUUAUGGUAAGCUGACAAGCUCAGAAAAUGAGUGAUGCCUAAAUAGGGACAUGUUGAGGUUUCUAACGUAGAAUGGGAUAUUCUACUUUACUGAUCACAAAAAGAUUGAAGUAUAGUAGGCACCGAUUAGGAAGUGUCAAAAAAUUUGAUAACUGGCUACUUACUGUGGAGUGGUCUGGUAGCAUAAUCAGGCUGUAGUGAUUAUGGUGCCUUCUGUCCAUAUACGGAGUAAUUUGCUAAGUGCAUUAAAAUGGUUGUUUACUUUUUAGAUCCAGCAGCAGUUUCAAAAUUCACAUGGUUAUUCAACGUGAACUUCAAGGUCAAAAUCACUGAAGUUUUACCACACUGGUCUUAAAUUUGAAAUUCAUUUUGAAUUGUCACUUUAGUAAAUAACGUUUAAUACUUUUUAUUUUGAAUAGGUUAGUGUUGAGAAAUAUAGAUAAUUUAAAUGCUUUCGUUAACAGUUCUAAAUUGAGGAGGAAAGGGUUAUUUUAAUAAGUACAUUUAUAAAUGAAUCUUGAUGUUAAUUUUUUACUUGGAUUUAAUGAUCUUUUCUUUAUUCUUCAGCGACCAAAAGGGCAAGGAAACAAAGGUACGUUUUUGUUUGGGGAGAGUAGAGUGAAGAAAUUGUAAAUACAGUAUAAUGAACUGAUGUAGGCUCUGAAGAAAUAUAAUGGUUUCGAGUAAGAAACUGAGUCAUGGGGGGUUAUGUAUAAAAAUGUUGCACUAUGUCUUUAGUAGGGCAUUCACCGUGGAAAUGAGCAGAAUCAGCAGGCACAUUCCAUAGCUGACUCUACUCGUUUUACAUUGUUAUACCACUUUCAGAAUACAUUUUUACAUAACACCCAUAAUAUGUGGAAGAUUACUUUUGGAUAGUGAGUUAAAAUAAAUUUGAAACAGGUAAGUGUUUGGGCAAAAGCACUAUAUAGUAAAUCAAUAUUUAAAAACAUGUAUACAUUCGUAAUUUUUUUUUUUUAAGUGAGCAGCUACCAUGUAGUGCACAAUUCCCCAAAACUCUCAAAAAGAUCACAACUUUUACAAAAUCAUAUCGCGUGGAGCGCUUCUUUUUAAGUAAAGUGCAAAAUAUUUCAGUGAUUUCCUUUCUAACGUGCUCAAAGAUUACUUAUCUUUAAAAAAAAAAAAAAGUUUUUAAUGAUUAAACAAAAUUUUUUUUCCAUUGUAUAUACCUUUUAAAAUAUAAAUAUUGUAAAAAUAUAUAUAUUUUUUAAAUUAUCCUCUAGAAUCGUUGUAGCUUAGGAUACAGAAAAUAUCUAUCAUAUUGCUUUAAGAAAUUGUAUGUAUUACUAAGAAUAUAAAACUGCUUUGUAUGGUUAAGGACCACACCACCGAUUUGUUGAUGCAGGAAACUGGCUCAAUAUGUUUAAUAUAAAAAUUGUUAUUUUUACCGGAGUCAUCCAAGUGUAUGUAUGUAUUUUUUUAAAUAUUGAGCCAUCCAGUUUCCUGCAUCAACAAAGUGGUGGUAUGGUCCUUAAGGACACAUGACAUGUGUGACCUGUCAUGAUUCCCUUUUAGUCCAGAAGUUUGGUCUUUUAAGGGGUUAAAGUAUCACUAUAGGGUCAGGAACACAAACAUGAAUUCCUGACCCUAUAGUGUUAAAACCACCAUCUAGCCCCCCUGGGCCCCUCAUGCCUCCAUAAAUAUAGCAAAAUCUUACUGUAUUCAAGCCAGAAGCUGAAACUCUGCUUGCUCUUUGCCUCAACAACAACAAAAAAACAGUCUGCUGACAUCUGAAGUGGUAGCCUGAUCCAAUCACAAUGCUUCCCCAUAGGAUUGUCUGAGACUGACAAAGAAGCAGAUCAGGGGCAGAGCCAGCAUGAUUCAAACACAGCACUGGCCAAUCAGCAUCUCCUCAUAGAGAUGAAUUGAAUCAAUGAAUCUCUAUGAGGAAAGUUCAGUGUCUGCAUGCAGAUGGAGGAGAUACUGAAUGUUUGGAUGCAUUUUAGGCAGCCAUCUAAGGAGUGGCCAGUGAAGUUAUCACUAGGCUGUAAUGUAAACACUGCAUUUUCUCUGAAAAGACAGUGUUUACAGCAAAAAGCCUGAAGGUAAUGAUUCUACUCACUAGAAAAAAUACAAUAAGCUAUAGUGCUGGUGACUAUAGUGUCCCUUUAACCAAACAAAGCUGUUAUUGACCAAUUGCAAAGGAUCUUUGUGAGUAUAUUUUAUUUACAAUUUCUUAAAUAUUUUGUCUCCUGAGCUACAUCCAGAGGAAAAUUGAAUGUCUUUUGGCAUGUAAUGUGUGUGUAUAUGUAUAUAUGUAUGUAUAUAUGUGUGUAUGUGUGUGUGUAUAUGUAUAUGUAUAUAUAUAUAUAUAUAUAUAUAUAUAUUUUGUGUGUGUGUGUGUAUAUAUAUAUAUAUAUAUAUAUAUAUAUAUAUAUAUAUAUAUAUAUAUAUAUAUAUAUAUAUAUUACUUUUUUGUUUUUUAAACAAGCUAUAUUUGCAGCUCUGUAGGUAUUAAGCCCUGAUGCGAAGAAAUGUUGGUAGUUAAUUUGAAAAAAUAUUGAGCGGAUAACUCUGUCCAAUGGUUUUAUGACUUACACUAGGUAUGAAUGAAUAUAUCAGAAUAAAUACAGUAUAUACACACAGAAAUAUGCAAUAGUGAAAAAGUGCGUAGCGCUCAACAUUUAUCACUUACUCCCCAAUAGUGCUUUAGGGUUUGUAAGGUGUCUGAGGAAUUCAUUGUGACUGAAACAAGGACUACCCAAAGAGAACAAAGAAUAGAACAGGGGAAAAUCGCCCUGGUGGUGAAAUCCUUAUGAUUAAAAUGACAAAUAUAAACAAAAAGGUGAAGGUUGCUUCUCACCUGGAAAAGAGCCUGUGACUUGGCUCUGAGUGUAAUAGCUUGUGAGUCUUGUUAAAGGGAUGACUCAAUGGAGGAAGCAGAGAGAGGUCGGCGAAACGCGUUUUGGACAAGAUACCAGUGUAAUGUAUGAAUUUUAUUGAUGUUUUUAAUGUUUAUGUAAUAAAUUCAAUUUAAAUACAUAUACCUGGUACAUCUUCUAACCUGCUAAAAGAGGGCAAGAGUGAUCCCUUUAACAAGACUCACAAGCUAUUACACUCAGAGCCAAGUCACAGGCUCUUUUCCAGGUGAGAAGCAACCUUCACCCUUUUGUUUAUAUUUGUCAUUUUAAUCAUAAGGAUUUCACCACCAGGGUGAUUUUCCCCUGUUCUAUUCUUUGUUCUCUUUGAGGAAUUCAUUGUGACUGAAACAAGGACUACCCAGACACCUUACAAACCCUAAAGUACUAUUGGGGAGUAAGUGAUAAAUGUUGAGCGCUACGCACUUUUUCACUAUUGCAUAUUUCUGUGUGUAUAUAGUGUAUUUAUUCUGAUUGAAUUGUAAUAGGUUUGAAGAGUUCCUAUUUUUUUGUGUGAGAGCUGCUGCACUAAGAGCACCUUCUAAUUUGUUUUAAGCGCCUUUGUGAACACAGAUUACCGUGUGAAUUUGUCUAUGAAUGAAUAUAUAAGUAAAACGGGGGAGGUUGGGAAGCAGCGCUUAACAAUUAAAAUCCUUGUGUGGAAUCCAAUGGAGCCAAUAUAAGGGAGAAAACAAAAUGGAACAGGAAUACUAAUAUAGUGUAAUAUAUCUAUAACAGCAGAGGCAGAAUAUAAGCAAUAAAUAUAUUGCCCUCUCAGUUUUCUGGAGCUCAAGAUCAGCUCCAGAUCACAGCGUAUGGACGGGACAAUCCCCAUCUGUGGAUGUUAGGAUGGUCCUGAUUUUCCUCUGGUAUCGUAUCCCUGUGCCAAUAAUCCACGUGGUGUAUUCCAGAUGAUGCUCCAGUGAGAUAUAUAUGAACAGUGUUCUCUGUAUUAAUAAAACAAAUCAAAUUAAGAGAAAUAUACUCACAAUGGAUGAGCAAAUAGGGAUUUGUUUGGUUAAAGGGAUCAGUACUUUACAGCAUAGGUGGUUUGUCCCCCAUCCGGGAAUGUGAGCUACAGCUUCUCCAAUAAAAGAUGUCCAAUGAAGGUCCAGGGGUACAAAUGCAGAUUCAUUUUAUUAAACAAAUAAAAAGUAACACACUAGCGGGUUUCACCUAUACAGAAGGCUUUUUCAAAGUGUUACAGAGUAGGGGACCUUCUUAUAUAGCUAAGAAAUAAAAAAAUAAAAAAAGUCAGAUGUCACUGAUCAGUGUUAUUCUGUCAUUGCUAACUUUCAUAUAUCUCUUUAGUAACAAAUGGAUCUGCACAUCAAAAGGAUGGUUUGAAUGAUGAUGAAUUUGACCCCUAUCUCCACACCCAAGAGAGACCGGUAAGUGUCACAUUAUUCACUUUUAGGCAGUAAAGGGCCUUUCCACUGGUUGCAAAACUCCAAGUGUUGGAACACUAAGCCAAUUGUUAUCCUAACACUUCAUAGCCCACCCCCACUCCGAUGCUUUAAAAAAAAAAAAAAUUAAAAUAGAAUGUUUUUUUUUGUUUUUUGUUUUUUUGGAGUGCCAAGGUUCUCUUCGCUCAGCUUAUUUUUGAUCCUUCAGUGAUUUCAUAAAGAGGAGGUAUGGCCUUCUUCAUAGUUGGUCCAAUCCAGUGUUCCUCAUAGAGAAGCAUUGGGUACUUGGUGUGUAUGCGCGGCAAGCACUUCUUGCAUCCAUAGGAAAGCACUGAAUUACUGUAUUACCUAUGGGCACAUGACGUAGUUUUAAUCUGUCAGUGCAGCGGAUGCGGCUAUGAGGAAUAUUGCCACUAGAGGUGGAUUUAACCCUGCAAUGUAAAAAUUGCAGUUCCUAAAAGAAACUACAGUGUUUUACAUUGCAGGGUUAAAUGGUCAGGACCACUUCACCCAGGCAACUCCAUUACAAUGAAGUUGCCUAUGUGACUUGAGUGGUCAUUUAAUUUUGUGUGAUAAUUCUGAAGGUUCCUCCACAACAAAAUAUGUAUUCAAUAAUAUGUUGACACAGCACAUGCUUUUCAGAAGCCACCUCUACAUCACAAUGUUUGCGCUGUAGAAAUUAUUGCUGUUAUGCCCCAAGAUAGUAUAGCAUUACUUUUAACACAUUUGGCAGAUAUCUACUAGUAGCUACAUUGGUGUUAUAAAAUUGCUGAGAUGGUUUGACUGGCUUACAUCGUAAUCGCUGCUUGAAUAUUUUGUCACAACUAUGGACGUAAUGAAUUACGUGUUGGGUAGACUGAAAUGUUAAAUGUAAUUGCUUAAACAGUUAAAACAGAAUAUACGGUUCCAAAUGUCUAACCUUUGGUCCAAAUUAUUAAAUAAGCAUAUGAUUAACAUUUUUCCUUCUUGUAUUUAAAAGAUGAGGAACUAAUUGUUUUUAUGUGAAUCCUUCUCUCUCUUUCAUGGCUACUGAAGAACAAUGGUUACACUGCCUUGUCAGAUUCAUAUCUUCCAAGUUACUACAGCCCAUCCAUUGGUUUUUCAUACUCCUUGAGUGAAGCGGCAUGGUCCACUGGGGGUGAUCCUCAACCAACCAUGCCAUACUUGGCCUCCUAUGGUCAGCUAGGCAAUGGGGAGCCACAUUUUCUGCCAGAUACAAUGUUUGGUCCUUUGGGUAGUGCUCCUUUCCUUGGCCAACCAAGCUUUAAUUUCUUUCCAAGCGGUAUGGACUUUUCAGCCUGGGGCAGUGGAGGAAACUCUCCUGGGACAUCUGCCACGAAUUCAGGCUAUGGAGGCAACUACACGUAUGCUCCAAGUACUUUGGGUGGAGCUGUGAUGGAAGGGCAAUCAAGCUUCGGUACUGGAAAGGCUGUAGGAAGUAUAGAACAGAGUAUGGAGGCUCUGAAGCUGGGAGGAGAAAAUAGUCUGAAGGCACCAGUUGGCAGUAUGCCCCCUGCUACAAUUGCUCCUCCUAAGCAGGCCUCUUGGGCGGACAUUGCCAGCAAGCCUGCCAAACAAAACCUUGCAAAGGUCCUCCCUCCUCCACCAGUAAAGCAAAAUAUGGAAAUAGGAACUUGGGACAACAAAGUGCCGUCAUCUAACAUUUGUCAGCCACCAUCUCCCCCAGUCCUUGGGCACUCUGCUCCAGUUGCACACUCUGGUCCUCAUAUCCCAACACGCUGGUCCGCACCACGUAAUAGAGGCUCUGAGCAAGCCCAGCCUUCAUCUACAUCAACCGAGCCACAUCCCUUUCUGGAGAAGUUGCGCUCUAUCAACAACUACAAUCCAAAAGACUUUGAUUGUAGCCCUAAACUUGGACGAGUAUUCAUUGUCAAGAGUUAUUCAGAAGAUGACAUCCACCGAUCCAUAAAGUACAAUAUUUGGUGUUCCACAGAACAUGGCAACAAACGUCUGGAUGCAGCUUACCGCUCACUUAAUGGUAAAGGCCCUGUCUACCUUCUUUUCAGUGUUAAUGGCAGUGGCCAUUUUUGUGGAGUAGCAGAGAUGCGCUCAGCUGUGGACUACAAUACCUGUGCAGGAGUGUGGUCACAGGACAAGUGGAAAGGACGUUUUGAUGUACGCUGGGUUUUUGUCAAGGACGUACCUAAUGGUCAGCUACGUCACAUUCGACUGGAAAAUAAUGAGAACAAACCAGUCACUAACUCACGGGACACUCAGGAGGUUCCUCUAGACAAGGCACGCCAAGUGCUUCGUAUCAUCGCGACCUAUAAACACACCACCUCCAUUUUUGAUGACUUCUCACACUAUGAAAAAAGACAGGAGGAGGAGGACAAUGUCAAAAAGGUAUGCGUACAUUGCUGUUAAAUGGUUGACAAUCUUUUUAAAAAUUUUUUUUAGAUUGUAUGUGUAUAUAUGUAGUGAUGUCGCGAACUUCCCGCGAACGGUUCGUGACGAGCCCCGGUCAGCUGACACAUCCUGGCCAAUCUCCAGCAGACGCUCGCCACGAACGGUUCGCGACAUCUUUGUAUGUGUAUAUGUGUGUGUGUGUGUGUGUGUGUGUGUGUUUGUGUGUGUGUGUGUGUGUGUGUUUGUGUGUGUGUGUGUGUGUGUUUGUUUGUGUGUGUGUAUAUGUAUACACACACACACACACACACAUCUAGCCUAGCGAAUAACCCUGAGUGUCUUGCCCUGUGCUCUGCAUAGGGUGUACUGUUUUAUCCCUUUCCUGCUUAGCAGUUGGCAGUGAGGGAGACUGUGGUCCACUGGGGGUUAAGUUCUCUAGUAAAUUGUGGGAGUCUGUGGUCUGCACCUCAGGCUGGUAGAGACCACAGUGAUUGUUCUCUCCUUGUCCCAGUGCUCAUUUAAAAAAAAAAGGGGGGGAGGGGGAGAAUGUAUCUUGUUUGUGGCAAAUCUCAUUGAUCAGUUGAUUUUGCAGUGACCUUUGCAAAAUCUGAAAUAGGCAUCUGUCAGUGGUUUCUAAUACUCCCAUUGCUUUAAAUUGGAGCAUGAACAUGUGCAUCCUUGUUACAGGGCAUAUACAAUGUAAUUGGUAACACCACAGGACACCAAAAUGAAAUCAAGUCAUUAUUAUUAUUAUUGCCAUUUAUUAAAUCAUAUCAUGAAAUAAUCUACAAUUAUGACAAAUGUCAUAAUUGUAGAUUAUUUCAUUACAAAUAAGUACUCAAAAGUAAAGACAAAUAUAAAACAUAACACAAAUAAUGAACAGCGUGUCAGUAUAGGCAGUCAAUAUGCACCUGACUCCUUGAAAAACAUUACCUCAAGUACAAGACAAGGUGCAGAGUUUUGACUAUUUGCCUUUUAUUCAGGGAUUUCAGAGCAUCAAAAAGUCUCAAAUUAAAUAGUACACUUAAAAGCCAUGACUGAACUGUAUCCCACAAAAACUCAUGAAUCAAGGCACCAGGUGCUUCAUAUAACUUACACAAGUAAAAAAAAAUUUUUUAAAGGCAAAGUUAUUGAAAUGUGACAUUCCAGAUAUAGUUGGACUACAACUCCCAUUAUGCUCUGCCAAGCCCUUGUGAUAUACCAAUUUUAUGAUUCAAAAGCAGCUGACACUUUCAAGGGUUUUUGAAGGACACCACCAUCUUGGUCUUGUAUGUCCUUUUCUUUCGCACAUGCAAUAGAGUACAACACUGAGGUCUAUGGCGGAUGCAGCCUCCAUUGAUCAUUUCCUUACCUUCACAGCCGUCACCUGUGACUGGACAAUAGUUGAUAGCGGAGCUCUACCUUUUUUCUACCUCAGGCUUGUCCAUAAGACAAAGUAGUCCCUACUUUAUUUUAUGGCAUCUGGGUUGUUUAUGAAAUACUGAAAUUACAGAUCCACUUUGAGAUUAAUGCAGCUGCAUUAUACAUGUUUGCAGACUGUCCAUUAGUGUGUAUGCGUGACAUGUCUGCUUGCUUAGUGAUUCUCUCAUAGGUAUGAGUGGGAAGACAGAGAUUAGCUCAUAGUUCUUGGAAGCAUUCUGGUUGAACAGAGGUGGAUCAAAUCAAUGCAAAACCAAAGUAUAUUUAUAAUGCAUCUGUACAUACAAUUGGAUUUAAAGUUGCCUUGGAGUAUUUCUUAAGGCAGGGGUUCCCAAUUCAUUUUUCCCAUGGAACCAUUUGACGUAGUGUACCAACAUUGUGGAACUCCAAAAAUAUAUUUGUGGCAUAGUGAAAUCCUUUUAAUUGGCAGAGUGUAAUGUUUAUUAUUUAGCUUAGAUUUUUAUAUAUAUAUAUAUAUAUACGAAUUUAUACAGAUAGUAAACAGGUUGUAGUACUUCAGAGCAGGUGUGCUUUUGUGUGUUUGUAAUGUUUGCAUUUGCGUGCAGGGGUAUGUUUGGAUGUAGUCUGCUUUUAAAUGCAGAUUUACAUUUGUGUAUAGUAUUGGUGUCUUGAGUGAAGGGUGUUUGAAUGUAUAUCAAUUUGGAGUUUGAAUUCAGGGGUGUGUUUGGAUGUAAUGAUUGUUUUGAUUUUUGAUUACUGGGAUGUAUGCACAUACAAUCCGCAUACAUACUACAUAUAUACAUACACACAUAAACACCGACAUACACUUGCACAUUAAGAUACUUACUGGCGCGCGCGCACACACAUGCUCAGAUACACAAACACACUAUUGUUGAUAGUGGAGGUAGGAACCGUGCCUUUCGGACACCCAGCUAAGGAGUCAGACCAUUUAAGACUUCAGGGGGUUGGUUCAUUUGCACCACAACUACUAUAGCAAUUGAUUUUAAUACAAGCCAGACUUGAUUCAAUUUUACCUCAAAUUGUUUUACUAAGGUUUCAGUGGUAUGUGUAACAUUUUAUGUAGCUCUACCUGCCCAAAUAUUCAACGUGCAGCACAUGUGAAUGUAUUUUAACUAUGUACUAAGUUAAGGAGCUACUCCAUACAGCCCUGGUGUUGUUCCAUGGUAAGGGUUGCAAAACAAUUUACAUCAGUAAACUGCUUACCUGGGUUCCGCUACAUCGGUCUACUGCAGAAGCCAGGUGCCUGUAUCCAUUCUUUGACUUAGCCAAUGAAUGAACCUCUCUGCCCAGAAAUCUUGUUGUUCCCGUCUGGUUAAUGAAAGCUGUAGUUUCUCUUCUGGCAGCAACAGAAAUAUCAUACUGAAACACUUAAAUGAGCACUAUAGGGUCAUGAACACAAACAUGUGUCCCCUCGUGCCUCCCUAAAAAUAGUAAAACCUUGCUUGUAUUAAAGUCUGCAGCUACAUGCUUUGUCCCUGUUUCCUUUAGACCUGCCCGCUGACAUCAGCAGAAGUGGUAGCCUGAUCCAAUCUCAAUGCUUCCCUAUAGGCUUGACUGACAAAGAGGCAGGUCAGGGGCAGAGCCAGCACAAUUCAAAUAGAGCCCUGGCCAAUCAGCAUCUCCUCAUAGAGAUGAAUUAAAUCAAUGAAUCUCUAUGAGGGAAGUUCAGUGUCUGCAUGCAGAGGGUGGAGACACUGAAUGUUUGGAUGCAUUUUAGACAGCCAUGACCCAGGAAGGAUCUCUAACAGCCAUCUAAGGAGUGGCCAGUGAAGUUAUCACUAGGCUGUAAUGAAAACACUGCAUUUUCUCUGAAUAGACAGUGUUUAGAGCAAAAAGCCUGAAGGUAAUGAUUAAGCUGUAGUUGUUCUGGUGACUAGUGUCCCUUUAACAUGCCAGAUCCAUUCACCAUGAGCAGUUCAGACGUUUUUUAUUUUAUACUUACCGUCCUACCUUUUGCUUAGUUUUUUUUUUUAUUGUAAACACUGCCUUUUCAGAGAAACAGGUUUAUAUUACUGUUUAGGAACGCAGACUGCCAUUAGAGGUGCUUUCUGGUUCAGUGCUGAAAAAUCAUUCAGUGUCUCCACACUCUGCAUGGAGACACUGGAUGUUCCUCAUAGAUACAUUAAUUCAAUACAUUUCUGAGGAUUAUUUUCCAAAGUCAGGAAUCUAGUUGGGAAAUUAAAGGACCACUCUAGGCACCCAGACCACUUCAGCUUAAUGAAGUGGUCUGGGUGCCUGGUCCAGCUAGGGUUAACCCAUUUUUUAAUAAACAUAGCAGUUUCAGAAAAAACUGCUAUGUUUAUCAAUGGGUUAAGCCUUCCCCCUAAUCCUCUAGUGGCUGUCUCAUUGACAGCCACUAGAGGCGCUUGCGUGCUUCUCACUGUGAUUUUCAGUGAGAGCACGCCAGCGUCUAUAGGAAAGCAUUAUGAAUGCUUUCCUAUGCGACCGGCUGAAUGCGCGCGCAGCUCUUGCCGCGCGUGCGCAUUCAGCCGGCGGGGCGUAACGGAGGAGGAGAGGAGGCAGAGAUCUCUCCGCCCAGCGCUGGAAAAAGGUACGUUUUUACCCCUUUCCCCCUUCCAGAGCCGGGCGGGAGGGGGUCCCUGAGGGUGGGGGCACCCUCAGGGCACUAUAGUGCCAGGAAAACAAGUGUUUUCCUGGCACUAUAGUGGUCCUUUAAGUUCGACUAUAUUUUGGUUCGGUUUGCUCUAACUUCAGUUGCAUAAAUACGCUUCAAAUGAAAUUCAGGCAAACCAAUCAGUGAGCUGUGAAAAUGGAAGCGUUUGGGAUAAAUGGGUGUUUUCCAAAUGACCUUUUUAAAAAGGAAGCAAAAUAAAAACCUGUGGGAUCAGUAUGACCGCCAGUUUGGUACAAGUACAAGCCACAAGUGGGUGCUUAAUUUAAAGAAGGGGAUGGAGGGAAUGACAGAUCACUGUGCCUAACAUUGGGGCUAUAAAUGGAAAAAAUAAGGCUAGGGCAGGGCUCAACACAAGUGUGUGUGUGCGCGCGCGCGCGUGUGUUUAGGUGACUGGUCUUGCUGUGGUUGGCCAUGUCUCCAAUCUUGAUGAUCUCAGCCAAUCCAAGCAUUGGGAGGCUAUUGCGCAUGUGUACCAAAACUCCAUGCUGCGCCAAUCAGCAUCUCCUCAUAGAGAUGAAUUGAAUUAAUGGGGGGGAGGGGUGUCUAUAUUCAAAGCUCAACAAAUAACUUGCCAGGAUAUGAUGUUCCAUCCUGCCAGUAUUGCAAAAUUUAUAAGUAAAAUUGGGGUCCGCCACCCAUAUCACCCAUACAAAAAUCACAAUUGUGCGAGUAGGCAUCCUGAGUUCUAUGAAAAUCUGUGUAUAAGAUGCUUAAAGUGGCUGUCAUCUCAAACUUGCCUUUAUCCUAUUUCUUCUUUUCCUCUUUCAGAAUUUUUAUAUUAUUCAUUUCUGAUCUAUUACUCUUUAAAACAUACGACAGAUUAGGAUUUACUUUGUCUUUAUGUAUUUUUCCUACACUUGAUUAAAGGGUGGAGCUAUAGCAAACUUCACUUCCUCUAUUAGCGUGACACCCUAACCUUUGUCAAGCUUAGGACAAAUUAAUUCCUACUUUGUCUUAUGUUUUAAAGAGACCUAGAUCAGAAAUGUAGUGUAAAUCCCCUCUCCCCCACCCCCUAUGGGACAGAGCCAAUUUAAUUGCAUUUCAUAUUAUGUGACCCUCCAAAUUGCAGGGUCACAUCCCUAUAUGCACCACUUAAGUGGUGCCUACUAGUUUACGAAACGGUACCUUUUUUUUUUUCUUUUUCUAGUUCAGUCUCCAUUUGUGCUACUUUGGUUUUUGUUUUUCUGUUUUUUUAUUUAACCAUAAGUAGACUUUUUUUUACAUGAUUAAAUCUCAUUGCAUUUUCCUUCUCUCUCUUUAGGUGAUAAAGAACUAAAAACUGAAAUAAGGUGAGAAAGUCAAGACCAUGAUUGAACUUAUUUGUGUUAAUAUAUUUGUAAUUUCAGUCCUGUGGGUAUAUGCAGAAAUGUAUACAUCUGCUUUACUGUAGCUCUCUUUCUAUGUACACAGAAACAGAAUAACAGGCAUUCCAACAGUGGACAUACUGUGGGGUGUCUCUAAAUAGUGAAUUAUCUUUAUUUUUGUGAGGCUGUACAUGAACUGGUCAGUGCUAAUUGCCAGUAAAUUCCCUGAAGGAUGUCAUAUGGAAUAGAUCUGGCAAGUUUCUAGGACACCUGAGUGGAUUAGCAAUAACAGCGUGUUAAAAUGUAAAAUGAGUACCAGAAGAGAAAAGUGAAACUUAAACCUACCAACUCCUAGCAACACAGGUGGCAAGAUUAAAUGGACACUAUAGUCACCUGAACUACAGUUUAAAGGGACUCAAUAGGCACCAAAAAACUAAAGCCUAUUUUAUUUGUUCUAGUGUGUAUAAUCAUUCUCUUCAGGCUUUUGCAGAGAAAAUGCAGUGUUUACAUUACAAACUAGGAAUAACUCCACUGACCACUCCUCAAAUGGCUGCUAGAGGUGCUUGACAUUCAAUGUCUCCAUCGUUUGCAUGGAGACACUACACUUUCCUCAUAGAGAUGCAUUGAUUUAGUGCAUCCAUAUGAGGAGAUGCUGAUUGGCAAGGGCUGUGUUAGGCUAUAGACACCAGGACCUCUACCUCCAGCACAAGCCAAUCCCUGCAAUUGUUUUAAUUUAAGCACUGCCUUUUCAGUCAAAAUGCAGUGUUUACAUUAAUCCUAGUAACACUUCUAGUGGCAGUCACUCAGAUGAUCAUUUGAGAUGUUUCCUGGGUCAGUGCUUCAGUGUUUGAAGAAGGCAGUUGCAGCAAGCAAACCCAAGAAUAUGCCACGAAGAGGUUUUAAUAAUUUUGAGACUGGAGAAAUCAUUAGAAGUUGUAUUUUCAGUUGAAUGUUGGGAAACAAAUUGAAAUGGCUCAAGUCAACACAUCAAUGCUUCAAGUGUUUUACUUUGAUUGUUCAUUGCAAACCGCUAAAAGUCAGUACAUUUUGACAAUAUGAUUUUCAAUGGGGGUUAAAUAAUUUUGAUUACAUCUGUAGACUUGACAAAGGCUCAUGUAGGAGCCAAAAUGUUGUUUGUUUUUCUGUGUUCCAAAUUAAAAACUGCUGUUUAGAAUAAUCAGAUGUGUCUGGACUUUUGUAUCUACCUUUUUUGGACAUUUUGGGGAACUUGCCAUCCCCGUUCGUAAAAGUAUUCCCCACUUAAAAAAAAAAAAUUUUUUUAAAAAAAAGUGUGCGCGCAACCUGGAAUUAAGGUAUAUCAUACUAACAUAAAUCGAUCAGGACGGUCUACUCUUUGCAUUAAUGGAUUCUCCAGUCAAAUUAUUCUGAGAGCCAAGUAAUUUUAGAAGAAAUACUAUACCUUUUCAUCUGCUGUUUCAUAAUAAAUUGUUUAUAGGGGUUAUGCUACGUAGGGUGUUUUGGUAAUGGCAUGCUGACAUCACCAUAGUUUUUGCAGACAACUUCCAUACAUAUGUAAUCAGCCACCGAAGGCUAUGAUCAGUGAGCUGUGUUGUUGAUAGACAAGCAGCCAGCACUACAUAGACAGAACACCAAGGCAGACUUGUAAAUAUACUACAUAUCUGCUUGUACCGUUUAUGCUCUUCCCAGACUAUUAAGUGGUACUUCCAUUACCCUUGUAUUGUGUGUUUGGGUACUUGGCUAUGUAAGUCUUGUUUAAUAGACUUGGGUAUGGAUGGAUUAGUAAUUAUAAAUAACAUUUCAGUUAGUACUGACUGUAACCCGAAAUGCCUAAAUAAUCCAAUUGUACUGCUUUCAUUGAUGUAACAGAAAUUGUUUUUUUUAAAUUAAUUUUUUUAACUAUACUGAGAGAUGGUGGUUCUCCUGCUCUACAUCACAACAACUAGAUCACAUAUACUUUUGGUUGCUCUGGUUACUUCCUAGCCAGCUUUACCUGGAUAAGAAUAGGAGUGACCUUCACAUGCCAAAAUGUCAUCAUGGAGGUGAUUGCCCUGCUUGAGCAAAUGUCCCUAUGCAGAACCAGACACAGUAUUACAGUAGUGCGAUAGGUCAUGUCUGCACCCAGAAUUGAGUAUUUAAAUUUUUUGUUUUUGUCAAAGGUUUUUAAUUUUUUUUUUUUUUUUACACAUGUUAAAGGACCACUAUAAUCCAGGAAUACAAACUUGUUUUCCUGGCACUAUAGUGUUAAUAUGUACCCCUCUCGUGCCGGGCUCCCUGGGUGCUGGGGACUCUUCUGCCAAAUGCGCAUGCGCCGCAAGAGCCGUGCGCAGUCAGUCCAUAGUAAAGCAUUAUCCAUGCUUUCCUAUGGAUGCUGGCAUCUUUUAACUGUGAAAAUCAGUGAGAAGCACGGAAGCGCCUCUAGUGGCUGUCAGUGAGACCGCCACUAGACGCUGAAUUAACCCUAAUGUAAACAUAACCGUUUCUCUGAAACUAUGUUUACAGCUGCAGGGUUAACCCUAGAUGGACCUGGCACCCUGUCCACGUCAUUGAGCUGAAGUGGUAUGGGUGCCUAUAGUGGUCCUUUAAUGACAUACUGUGUUUACAAGAGAGGGGAAAAAAGGAAAUUGUUUCCUUUUGAUAUCUGUUUUAUGGGGUAUGCUGACCCAUACUCUGCACCCUCUGGUUUAUUUGAGUGCAACCCUCUUUUUGUCUUCUGAUAUAUACUGUUUACAACAUCCCUACUUUAAAUGUUACAUCCUUCUCUCCUCAGGAACAUCUUUACUGUAUCCACCACAUGCAACACCAUCGCACUUUGUGGGGUUCAGGAUGGCUUUCACCACCCAAUCGCCUAAUGCCACAGAACUAGCAAAUAGAGGCCAAUGUCCUCCAACCUAAACUUCAGGGAUUCGAGCCAGGAUUGCUGGGAUGCAUUAAAACUGGGGUGACGAUCCAGUAUAAAUGAUCAAGUUUAAGCAUAAAUUGCUUUGUUUUUGGGUUUUUUUUUUCCUCCAACCCAGCAGCUGGAGAUAUUUUUUUUUUUUUAAAUCCCAUUUUGACUUUUUAUUUACAUAUUUUGCAGAAAAAAGACUUAAUUUUUCAUGGCUACUUGCGUAUGUAUGCAUACAUACAUCUACGUUUGUUUCGUUGCUUUUUUCCCCAUUCUACAGCUGGAGGUUGACUAGGUAAAGUCUUUAAGUCUUAAUUUGUUUUGAAUUCUGUUCUUUAGCGUGGGUAAAGUUAUUCUAAAAUUAUAUAUGUACAUCUAUGCUAGGCUGCAUAAGUCCUUUGUUAAAGGCUGUGUUCAUACUUUGCCAUAAUGUAUUUGAAUAUGUGUUACAAUCCAAAUAUCGGGGAUACCACCUGCAUUAAAGAAAAAAUAUUAAGAAUCUGCCUGUUGGCCUAUGAGAACUGGAGUUAUACAACUCUCCCCAACGGUCUGGGAGAGUGGUUAAAGGGUCUGGGCUUCUCUUUGGGCCAAAUUGGCUAUAACAACACAAAAUGUGGGGUCUUUUGUAUAGAGUCCACUUCCUAUAUAGUUUGCAUUGUUUCUUCUUAAAGCCACAGCUUGUUUGGAAUAAACCUCAUGUUGAAAUCAAAA
Messenger RNA from Pelobates cultripes (western spadefoot toad), 19582 nucleotides. NCBI's taxonomy places the organism in Eukaryota, Metazoa, Chordata, Amphibia, Anura, Pelobatidae. The record is from the annotation of a GenBank genome assembly.